AUACAAGCAUAUACAACAAUAAUCGUAAAUAUUUUUUUACGAUUAUUGUUGUAUAGUUACAGAAGAAGACUACGGCAACAUUUUGAAAUGCCUGGGAGGAAUUUGCCGCGGCGCUAAACAAGAUGCCAUCUGCAAGGGUGACAUCUGUGCCACCUCGGUUCAAUGGUGCCACCGACUUUGAAUCCUACUACAAUAAUCUCUGUGCACUGCAAGAAACUGUGCCUGUACAGUCAGUAAAAGCCCAUCUAAAAGAGGGCGCCCUUGAUAUUAAUGCAGAUCGUAUCCGACUUCCAGACUGGGGGCCAAUUUUAAACUCUGUUCGCAUCAACAAAAGUUUGUCGUUUAUUGGGAUCCGAAGUUACUUCCAGCAAACAAAAGAUGGUGAUGAUGUAUUAGGUAAGCAGGGUGUGAGACGGCGCCCUCCUGCUGUACGUUCUAAGGAAGUGGUUAAUCGUGUGUGUUUAGCCUUGAAGGAGUGUUUGUUGAAUAGCAGUAACUUACAAUACCUUGAAGUGCAGGGUUUGCCACUCAAAGAAAAAGACAUCACCAAUUUAGCAAAGGGUUUAUCACGGGCUUCAGCCUUGGAACAUCUAUCGCUAGAAGGUUGCCGACUCGGUAACAAAGCCAUCUCUGUGCUGUGUCACAACAUCCGUAACUGCCUGUCAUUAGUCUCUUUGAAUCUGACAGGAUGCGGGUUGACAAGCACUGCUGCCCAGUCCAUUGCUAAAGUUGUUAAGCACCAAUCUACCAGACGUCACAGUGAAGCAUGGAAAGAAAGCUUACGCUACCGUCGUCCAGAUUUGGAUCGAAUGGCAGGCAUCCGUAGAAUUACUCUCAACUCCAAUCCACUGUUGAAUGACGAGGGGGCUUCUGCAUUAGCUGAUGCCAUUCGAGAUGACCUUUGGUUGAAAGCCUUAGAUAUGCAGCACUGUGGACUGUCCAAUACUGGCGCACAGGUGCUGCUUAGUGCUUUACAUGAGAACUCAACCAUCGUAGUCCUAGACGUAAGAAACAAUGCACUUGUAGAUCGUGAGAUGGUGAAAGCAGUAAUUGAACAGGUGAUGAUAAAUGGAGGUGGACAUGAAUCAGAGUACAAAUGGUUACGAAGUAGAGAAUCUACUGAAAAAACUACCAGGAGAAAAGUUAAGUAUGCCUCAAAAAUUGUGGAUAAAAAGUCAUCAAAACCGACUACUACAGGUCGUGGAAGUAGGUCACGAAUGCGAUCCAAAUCAGCUGAUGGUAGACUGGCUGGUAAGAAGGAAGUGCCUACCGUCAGGCGGCCAGGACCAGGCUUUGUACCGUGGCGUACAGCAGCUAGAGCUGUUUCUAGAGGUGCAUCAGUUGAACGUGAGAAAACUGAUUCCAGUUUAUGCACGCCUACCAAAGAUUCUGAAGGUGUUCACUUCCAUAUGACAACCACAUCAACACCAACAGACACAGAUACCACUGUUAAGGACACUAGCUCACCUCCACCUGAAAAACACUACAACUCCACAAGCAAGUGGAAGGAGAAAACGAGAGAAGAAAAGAGAAAAGAAGAGAAGGAACUCAGGGUUGAGUUGGAAGAAAUCCGUCGGCGCCACUAUGUUGAGAGCCAGGCUCAUCGUGCAGCUGAUGCUCAUGUUGUUGAGCUUGAGGUUGAAAACAGUCGUUUACGUCAUGAGAUCCAGAUGCUACAAGCAAGAGGUGCUUCAUCACCAUUCAAGAAGCAGGAUGAUCAACGACCUGAUAGCAUCGCAGGGGAUCUUGAUGAAGGAGUAUUAGACAGCAUUGAAGAAUCCUUUAGGAAAUUCCAUGCUUUCCUUGACUUAUUAAGAGAUGCAGGAUUGGGGCAACUGUGUACUCUGAUUGGCAUAUCUCCAGGCGACAUAAAAAAUCCUUCUGUGUUAUCUAUUCUGCGUGACCAUCAACCAACACCUGUGAACAAGACUGUAGCAGUACCUCACCUACAAGAGCAUGCAAGACCUUUUCAAGAUGUGGGAUUCCAUGAUGUGGGCACUAAGCCGGUUGACACUAUGCCUCCAUCACAACAUGUUACAACCCAUCCCAUGCCUUACAGUAGUUCAAUACCAGCACAAUCACAGCCACAAAGUGCUAUUGGUGCUCAGCAGUAUAUAGCACAACCACUACACCCACCACCAGGAGGUUAUGCCCCACCACCAGCAGGCUGGGUAGUACCACCAGUAGGUUGGGCAGUACCACCAGCAGGAUGGGUGCCACAACCAACAGGGUUUGUACCAACUCAUAGUGCCCCAAAUGGAAUCCAUUAUACACAAUCAUCAUCUGUGAGCUACAAACAUCAGGUGCCCCCUCAAAGCCAAGGCAUAAUGUACCCUCCACAAAGUCAGAUGCUGUACCCUUCCAUGACAUCACAAGUAGGGCAUAAAUUUGAAAAUAAUCCUUCUGAACUGCCGGGAAACGUUGGCCAGAUUCACAUCACUGGUGCACAAACCCAGGAUGUGUUAGAUCAUGUGGGCAUUGAUCGCUUCAGAGAUAGUCAAAGUCCAGAGGGACAACAAGGAUCUGAGGCACAAAGGUUUCAGAAUAUUUUAGAAAGUGGUGUUGCAACUAUGCCUAAAGCACCUUACACAGAUGGCAGUAAUCUCCAGCAGAAGGUAGAUGCAAAUGGAUCCAUUUUCAAGCAAACAGAAACCAAUGGCUUACUAACUGGACCUCCUGUAGCUAAUGAAAUCACUGAUAAAAAUGGGAAGUUAGAUGAACCAGAUUCUUUAGCAUUACAAGGAGAGGAGCUUGUUAUUCAAGGAGGAAAAAUUAAUAGAAAUGUGAUAGAAGAGGACACUAAAGACACUGCUGAUGUUAAUAGGAGUGAUAAAAUAUCCCAUGGACCCAGAGGCGAUGCUAAUUCACCUCCAAAUAACUUUCAUUUGUCUCCAUCUCCUGAUAGGACAUCACCGGCACCCUCUCCAGAGAGGGCACCCUCUCCAGAGAGGACACCCUCCCCGGCCUAUAGUGAUAGUUGGGCAUCUGGUAGCUCUGAACAUUCUAGCAAACACUCCAGGCAAAGUACAAGUUCCAGGGAGAGAAAAAGUGACGAUGAAUAUGUAAAAGGUGUGGAGAAAUCUGGAAAAAAGAUUAUGGAUGCAGCAAGUGACCGGUCAUCACCUCCAGAUAUUGUUGAGGAACUCUUGGAUUAUAGUUCGGAUAAUGAAUUUUGAACCCAACAGUACAGUAUACUGAAUGAAAGUACUAUACUUUACAAUAGACUUUGGUUCAAUUUUAGCAUUCCAAACGUAUUUUUACACAUUUCCAAAACAAAGAUUUCUUUAGUCUUUGUUGUAAUUUAUUUAUGCAAUGUACAUUUUCGAGAUUGAUAUUUUAAAAGAUUUUGAAUAAAAUAAUUUGUUUUCUGUAA
This is a messenger RNA of Anneissia japonica, 3373 nucleotides long. RefSeq names its product centrosomal protein of 78 kDa-like. Gene Ontology annotation, cellular component: centrosome. The transcript is spliced from 12 exons. Lineage: Eukaryota; Metazoa; Echinodermata; Crinoidea; Comatulida; Comatulidae. Gene Ontology annotation, molecular function: protein binding. The record is from RefSeq and is a predicted model, not a curated record. The coding region runs from base 123 to 3176 and encodes 1017 amino acids.